AUGCUAUUCAAGCUGUCUUGUUUGGUCGCCGCUCUGGCAACUGUAUCGCUGGCAUCGCCCAUCACAGAAGUUGUCCGAGCAAUACCAGAACUUCCUCGACUGAUUAUCUACUUUCAGACAACUCAUAGCGCUAAUGGAAAGCCCAUCUCAAUGCUUCCACUUGUCAAUCAAAAGGGCAUUGCACUUACACACCUCAUCGUAUGUUCUCUGCACGUUAACGAGGGUGGCCAAAUCCACCUGAACGACUAUCCGCCUAGUAACGCAUUAUUCUACACGCUGUGGAACGAGACGCAAAUUAUGAAGAAUGCUGGGAUCAAAGUCAUGGGAAUGGUUGGCGGUGCCGCUCCCGGCUCAUUCUCAACUGGCACACUGGAUGGCAACCCAGCAACAUUUGAGAAGUAUUAUGGUCAACUGCGUGAUGUAAUUCGCCAGUAUAAGUUGCAGGGUCUCGAUAUCGACGUUGAACAGCCCAUGAGCCAAGCUGGCAUUCAGCGGCUCGUUGCCAGACUUCACACUGACUUCGGACCCGACUUUAUUAUCUCAUUAGCGCCAGUAGCCUCAGCACUUUCAGGGGGUCCCAAUCUCAGCGGCUUUGAUUACAAAGUUCUAGAUUCUGGCGAAGGCUCAAAGAUCAACUUCUACAAUGGCCAAUUCUACAGUGGCUUUGGCAGCAUGUCAAAUCCAUCUUUGUACAACAGAAUUGUGGCCGGAGGAUUCAAGGCAUCUCGUGUUGUCGCUGGGCAGCUUACUUCUCCCGACAACGGCUCCGGAUACAUACCAGAUAGCCAGCUUAAUGCAACGGUCAUAUCCCUGAGAAACCAGCACGGGCAAAUCGGCGGUGUCAUGGGCUGGGAGUACUUCAAUAGCGUCCCUGGAAAGACUUCUGAGCCUUGGAAGUGGGCACAAAUCAUGACUCAAAUUCUUCGACCUAACUCUGUGCCGAAGCUGCGUAUUUCGAAAUCUACUGCAGAACAACUUGCUACGGCGUUUGAUCAGAGUACAAAGGCUCACCCAUUAUCCAAUUCUCGAAUCCAGGACUCAGAAAACGUGGACUAUCACGCAAUGAUCAACAUUUAG
This is a messenger RNA of Pochonia chlamydosporia 170, 1077 nucleotides long. RefSeq names its product endo-N-acetyl-beta-D-glucosaminidase precursor. The transcript has a single exon. Bases 1 to 1077 code for a protein of 358 amino acids. NCBI's taxonomy places the organism in Eukaryota, Fungi, Ascomycota, Sordariomycetes, Hypocreales, Clavicipitaceae. The record is from RefSeq and is a predicted model, not a curated record. Gene Ontology annotation, biological process: carbohydrate metabolic process.